UAAGUUCACAAAAGUCAAAACAAGUUAGAAAAAUUGGAAGCAAAAAUAUGAAUCUGUUUUCUUCAUUUAUGCCGAUAAAAGUAAUAUAAAAAAUAGCAAGCAAGUCUCAAUAUAAUCAGUGCGUCUUUUAGUGAUAUUAGGAACUAAUGACUUCUCACAACACAAGUAACAUUUAAAUCGCAAGUAAAGACAGGUAGCGAUGGGGAAGCGGACGAGCGAGGCGGUGGUGCCGUUGGACGAGGAGCGGGAAGUGCGAGUCAUAACGUUGGAGCACGGGGAACACCAUGAUGCCACGUUAUACAGAUUUGACAAAGGCACGUAUCUGCAAUUCGAGCCGGGCCCCAGUCUGCUAGGCAAGAAAGUCACUCUCUACACCAACUAUGUGCCAGCAGAUGGCGCAGAAGGCAAAGAACAGGAGUUCGUACGCACGCAAUACUACACGUUAGAGUGGCGUGCAUGCGAGCGCGGGCGUGCGGGCGCGGCGCUCGGCACGGUGGUGUUGGUGACGGACGACGACAUGUGCUGCGAGCUGCGCCUCUCCCGCGCCGGCUCCUUCCACUACUACUUCGUGUACGACGGCCCGGAGCGCGGUGGGCCGCAGGGUUCGGGAUGGUUCGGCGUAGCACCGGCUCUACCGAUGCCGCUGGACGGCGUGAUGUGUCAGACAGUGCUGACCAAGUGCCUGGGGCCGCUGCCGCGCUGGCGCAACACGCUGCGGGUUGCACACGAGGCGGGCUACAACAUGAUACACUUCACGCCCAUACAGGAGCUGGGCGAGUCCGGUUCGAGCUACAGUCUGGCUGAGCAGCUGCGUGUGGACCCGCGAUACGCCGACCCUGCCGCUGGCAGACCGCCCACGUAUGAGGACGUCGAGAAGGUUGUCAGCCAGAUGCGGAACGAAUGGAAGAUGCUGAGCAUCUGCGACGUGGUAUUAAACCACACGGCGAACGAGACGCCGUGGCUGGCGAAGCACCCCGAGGCCACGUACAACUGCGCCGGCUGCCCGCACCUGCGGCCCGCGGCGAUGCUGGACGCCUGCCUCGCGCGCGUCACCGCCGACACCGCGGCCGGCGCGCUGCCCGGAGUGCCGCGCCGCGUGACCACAUAUGAGCAAAUACAGGCGAUCCGUCAAAUACUGGAGUCGGAGCGCGUGCCGGCGCUGCGGCUGCACGAGAUGUUUACGUGCGACGUUGACGUCACGGUGCAGAAGUUCUACCAGCUGGUUAGCAAUAAACUACCUUCAGGGAACGCGGAGUCCGCGCCACUGCGGCUGAUCACGGACCCGCAGCGCCGUCGCCUCGCCGCGACUGUAGAUAUGGAUCUAGCGCUGCGCAAAUACAAUGUAUACAGGGCUGGCUGCCAUGACGAACAAUCCCGUGUGCAAGCUUGCUGCGCAGAGCUGCGUGCGGCGCUGCUGUCGCUCAAUGCCGCUGCCGCCGCCGAAGUCGAAGGCCAUUUGCGAGCUGCCAUUGACAACUGCGUCGCUGGCAUGAUGUAUUUCCGACUGCAAGAAGAUGGUCCAAAAGUGGAAGAAGUUAGCGAGACCCAUCCUUUAGUGCCCAGAUACUUCAUUUACCCGGGCGACAUGACCGCCUCGCCCGAGGAGGUUGAGGCCGUCGUGUACGGUGAGGUAGGGCGGGCGGUUGCUGCCCACAACGGCUGGGUGAUGGGCGCGGACCCGCUCGCCGACUUCGCCGCGCCUGACCAGGGCGGCCGAGUGUAUCUACGCCGUGAGCUGAUAGCUUGGGGCGACAGUGUUAAGCUGCGGUACGGAUCUAAGCCCGAAGACAGUCCAUUCCUGUGGGCGCACAUGCGCGAGUACGUGCGUCGCACCGCCGCCGUGUUCGAUGGCGUGCGCCUCGACAACUGUCACUCUACGCCGCUGCACGUAGCAGAGUACAUGCUGGAUAACGCGCGCGCCGUGCGACCCGAGCUGUACGUGGUUGCGGAGCUGUUCACGAACAGCGACCACGUCGACAACGUGUUCGUCAACCGCCUCGGCAUCACCGCGCUCAUUCGAGAGGCGCAAAGCGCAUGGGACGCCCACGAGCAGGGCCGGCUAGUGCACCGUUUCGGUGGGCGGCCGGUCGGCUCAUUCCUGCUGCCCUCCCGCCGUGCCGCAGUCCCUUCCGUCGCUCGCGCGCUCUUCAUGGACCUCACACAUGACAACCCCUCGCCAUUAUCUAAGCGUACAGUCUUCGAUAUAUUGCCGACUGCCGCGUUGACUGCUGUGGCUGCGUGCGCGACUGGCAGCACGCGUGGAUAUGAUGAGCUGGUGCCGCAUCAUAUACAUGUCGUCGAUGAGAAUCGUCUAUACGCGGAGUGGGACGAAAGCGGUGCGGGCGGGGAGGGGCGGGUGUGUGAGCAGGACGGAAUCAUGGCGGCGCGGCGCGCGCUCAACCGCCUGCACGUAGAGCUAGCUGCUACUGGCUAUAGUGAGGUAUAUGUUGACCAAAUGGAUCCCGACGUGGUAGCUGUGACCAGACACAAUCCAACUACGAGAAAGUCGGUGAUCCUAGUGGCAUAUACGGCUUUCAGUGCGCCUGACCCUGCGUACCCCGGCCGUGCGCUCAAGCCACUUACAUUUGAAGGGCAGUUGGAGGAGAUUAUUCUGGAAGCGGUGUUGCUGCAUAAAGACUACAAGAGCACAGGUUGCGCGCUGGUUCCGGCCAGUAUUGGCGAGCUGGGCACUCGCUACAUCGGCGGGCUAUCGGCCUACGAGACGCGCGUCUGCCGCGGCGUGCCGCUGCCGCAGUCGCGCGUGUUUGCGGCGGCGCGGGCGGGCGGCGCGCGAACUGAGCUGGACUGGCGCGCGGUGCUGCCCGGCACUGUCGUUGCUGUUCGCGUCGCGCCUAUGCCUGAACAGGCGGAAGCGAUUUCAACGAUCCGCGAGACCGUCGUCGCGCUCGACGCGGACCGCGACGCGCUGACUGCCGCGCUCGCGCCGCUGCGGCUAGACGAGUUUAGUACGCUGCUAUACAUGUGCGACGGCGAAGAGGGCGCGCGCGGCGGCGGCAUGUACGCCGUGCCCGCACACGGCCCGCUCGUGUACGCUGGCUUGCAGGGCGUCAUAUCUCUACUGGACACCGUCGCUCCCGCCGAUGACUUGGGCCACCCGCUGUGCGACAACCUGCGCGCUGGUGACUGGCUUAUCGAGUACACUUGGAAGCGCAUAGAAGAUGACGCGCGACUGUCGCCUGUGGCUGCGCGAUAUCGCGCUGCGCUGCUGCCGGUGACGCGGCUGCCGCGGUACCUGGUGCCCGCGUACUUCGAGCUGGUGGUGCGCGCGCUUUACGCCGCGGUGUCGCGUCGCGCCGUUGCGCUGCUGUCGCCCACCACCCGCGUGCGACAGGCGCUGGCGCUCACUAGCGUGCAGCUUGCGGGCGUGGUCCCGGGCGCGCCGCUGCCGCCGCCGUCGCCCGCGCUGCCGCCGCCGGCGUCCGCGCCGUCGCUGUCGGCGGGCCUGCCGCACUUUGCCACCGGCUACAUGCGCUGCUGGGGCCGCGACACCUUCAUAGCGCUGCGCGGCAUGUUCAUACUGACCGGCCGAUACGAGGACGCCAAGAACCACAUUCUCGGUUUCGGCGCGUGCCUCCGUCACGGGCUGAUCCCCAACCUGCUGGACGGCGGCCGCAACGCGCGGUUCAACUGUCGCGAUGCUGUCUGGUGGUGGCUGCUCAGUAUCAAACAGUACUGCACGGAGGUCCCAGAUGGAUACUCGAUCCUGUCGGCGCCCGUGUCGCGCAUCUUCCCCCGCGACGACAGCGAGCCGCAGCCGCCCGGCGCCGCCGACCAGCUGCUCCACGACGUCAUGCAGGAGGCGCUCGACGCGCACUUCCAGGGCCGCCUGUUCCGCGAGCGCCGCGCCGGCCCGCAGAUCGACGCGCACAUGACCGACCGCGGCUUCACCGUGCAGGUCGGCAUCGACCCCGACACCGGCUUCCCCUUCGGCGGCAACGACGCCAACUGCGGCACCUGGAUGGACAAGAUGGGCUCGUCCGAGCGCGCCGGCAACCGCGGCCGCCCCGCCACCCCGCGCGACGGCAGCGCGGUCGAGCUGGUCGCGCUCGCGCACGCCGCCGCCGCUUGGCUCGCCGCCGCGCACGCCGCCGGCCGCUACCCGCACGCCGGCCUCACCCGCCUGCACCCCGACGGUGCCGUCACCGCCUGGACCUUCGCGCAGUGGGCCGACCGCCUCCGCCGCGCCUUCGAGCGCCUGUUCUGGGUGCCCGCCGCGCCCGGCGCCGCCGACCUGCGCCCUGACCUCGUCCACCGCCGCGCCAUAUACAAGGACUCCCACGGCGCCUCCCAGCCCUGGGCUGACUACCAGCUGCGGUGCAACUUCGUCGUCGCGAUGGCCGUCUCCCCUGACUUGUUCGACCCGAAGCACGCGUGGCUCGCGCUCGACAACGUCGAGAAAUUGCUGCUCGGUCCCCUCGGCCUGAAGACUCUGGACCCGGCCGACUGGGCCUACCGCGGCGACUACGACAACUCGAACGACUCGACUGACGCCACCGUCGCGCACGGCUUCAACUAUCACCAGGGGCCGGAGUGGGUGUGGCCGCUGGGCUUCUACGUGCGGGCGCGCCUCGCCUUCGCGCCGGCCAACGGGCAGAGCGCCAAGGCAAUCGCGGCCGGGUACGCGACCCUCGCGGCGGCGGUGCGCGAGCUCCGGACGUCACCUUGGCGGGGCCUGCCCGAGCUGACGAACGCCAGCGGCGCGUACUGCCGGGACUCGUGCCGCACGCAGGCAUGGAGCUCGGCCACGGCGCUGGAGGCGCUCGUGGACCUGGCCGCGGCCCGGCGCGCGCGGUCGCUGGCGGACUGACCGUGCCGGCCCGCGCUGCGCCGCCUGCUGCAG
Molecule: messenger RNA, 4861 nt
Organism: Aricia agestis (brown argus)
Lineage: Eukaryota; Metazoa; Arthropoda; Insecta; Lepidoptera; Lycaenidae
Product: glycogen debranching enzyme
Exons: 25
Coding region: 200-4828 (1542 amino acids)
Biological process (GO): glycogen biosynthetic process; glycogen catabolic process
Molecular function (GO): amylo-alpha-1,6-glucosidase activity; 4-alpha-glucanotransferase activity
Source: RefSeq, a predicted model, not a curated record